This is a messenger RNA of Adineta steineri, 2235 nucleotides long. The record is from the annotation of a GenBank genome assembly. NCBI's taxonomy places the organism in Eukaryota, Metazoa, Rotifera, Eurotatoria, Adinetida, Adinetidae.
AUGGCAAACAGCAUACAACAAGACAUCGCUGUUUUAUCAUCUAUAGAUCAUCAUGACGUAAAACAAUGGCAACAUUGUUCAUUAUUCAAUUUAGAUCUAUUUAAUGAUGAUAAUCAUCAAUUAAAUUUAACUAAAAAUAUAAUUGAUAAUAAAAAUAUUGAUGGAUGUUGUUGUUCAUCUUCGACACCGAAUGUUGAUGAUUCAUGUGGAAAAAAUCAUUUAAAUCAUUCAUGUUCAUUUGUCGUUCUACAAAAAAAUUAUACGACACAACUUGAACAUGUUGCUGAAACUUUAUUAGCUAAUGAAAAUAAAACUCCAAAUAAUUGUUGUUAUUGUUGUACUCUGGAUACAAAUGAUACAAAAACACAAUCACUUAAUAGAAAAAUUCUUAUUGGUUCAUCAGCUAUACUUGAUAGUUUACUUCGAAAUAAUCUUAAAACACCACCACCAUCAUCACAACCAACAACAACAACAACAACUAUAAAUUCAAGUAAUAUUUCAAAAACUAAUAUGAAUAUAACUGGAAAUCAAAGACGAUGGCAUUCUGAACGUGGUACUCGCCAUCCAAAUGUUCGUGCUAAUUUACCAUUAACAACUGCUCAAAGACAAGUACUUGAACGAUAUAUGAAUUAUCCAUUAAUCAAACAACCAACAAAUAUUCGUUCUACACGUCGUUCACAUUAUCAACCAUUAACAGGCAAAGCAGGUGAAGCUACUGGUACAGCACUUUCCGCUCUUGCUGAACAACCAACAACGAGUGCAUCUGUUAUUGUAAAUCUUCGAAAAAAUAGUGCACCAUCAAGUCAUACUCGUCCUUUAUCAUCAACUUCAUCAUCAGCAUCAGCUGUAUCUCAUCAUAGUGCAUUGAAUCGACGUUUUUUAGCAGAUACAAUUAAAUCUCGAGAAGAUUCUGAAGAUGAAGAUAAUGAUAAUGAAUCGAUAUCAUCAGAACUUGAUCAAACUAGUGAUGAAGAAAAUAGUGAAAUUAAUCCAAUACCUAUUGUACCAAAUCUCUUAGAUCAUCACGCAACUUUAACUGAAACUUUAUCGGAAUGUGGUAUAUGUUGUGAAAUGAAACGUCUUCAAAAACGAAUAUGUUGUAAUUUUUAUGCAUGUUCAACAUGUUUAAAUAUUUAUGUUGAACAACAAAUUAAACAAGGUAUUAUUCGAAUACAAUGUCCAAAUCAACAAUGUUCUAUUUAUAUGCAUCGAGAUGAAAUUAAUAAACGAUGUAUAACACCCGAAUUACGACAAAAAUUAACACGAUUUUUAGUUGAUGCAAAUCGUUCAAUGAAUAUAAAAACAUGCCCACGAUGUUCAAAUAUUCAUGAAAUAGAUCUUGAAGUUUUUCGCUCAAUGCGUCGUGCACCAACGAAAGUUCAAUGUGUUGAAUGCAAUUUAAUUUGGUGCUUUCAAUGUCAUUCUCCAUGGCAUGAUGGUAUACAGUGUAAAGAAUUUCGGCGUGGUGAUCGAAUGUUAAAAAAAUGGGCAAGAGAAGUUCAUUAUGGACAACAUAACGCACAACAAUGUCCAUCGUGCAAAGUAUAUAUUCAACGAACUAAAGGAUGUGAUCAUAUAGUUUGUUUGCGUUGUAAAACAGAAUUUUGUUAUAAAUGUGGUGGUCGCUUUCGAGAUAUUAAAUUUAUUGGCGAUCAUUACAGUGAGUUAAGUGUACUCGGUUGUAAAUAUCGUUUUUAUCCUGAUCGUCCAUUAAAACGUCGUCUUAUACGAGGUUCAAUUCUUUGUGGAAAAAUUUUAGCAGCACCUGUUAUUCUAUGUUUGGCUGUUGUGGCUGGCGCUGUUUGUGCUGGUAUUGGUUUACCAGCUUAUUGUUGUUUUACACUUGUUCGACAUAUUAAAGCUAGACGACGAAGACAUCAUUCGAAACUAAAAGAACCUGUUCUGAUGAGUUAUAAAACAUUGAAUGAUAUGGUACCACAAUUAAUUCCGCGUGAUCCAGUAAAUCUUGACGGUGUCAAAGCAGGUUUUAAUUCAAUUCUAUCGAAUAUUCAAAUAAAUGAAACAACUAAUAUAGAAAUUGAUCCAACAAAUAAUGCUCCAAUUGCUGUUUUUGAUGAAUGUGAUAUUCAUAUUCCGACAAACCAAACAGAAGACCCAGUAUAUAUCCCAGUUAAUUCUCUAUUAUCAACUUCUGUUCCAACAACAUCACCAAAUUUUCCUCGAUUAACUCCUUAUACAACAUUACGAAAUUUAUCAUCCAAAACAAAUGUAUAA